AUGAGACCAAGUUUUGUACCAAAAUGGGAAGAAGCUGAAAAUGAGGCAUUAGUUGAGAAUAUGCAAUUAGAAGAUGGAGGAUGCCCUGAGGGAACUAUUUUAAUCCGGCGGUGGAGUAAAGAUGAAUUUAUCCGAAUGUCGCGAUUUACUAAAGAUUAUGUUUCUAGAUUGAAGUCAAACGCUAAUCAACAACAACCGGGAACUCAUUUCGCAAUUGUUCAAACAAAUUCCGACCCAAGCAAAGUGAAAUAUUAUGGUGUAAAAUGUGAGUUAAGCAUUUAUAAUCCACAUGUUACGCCACAACAAUAUUCAUCGGGAGAAAUGAUCAUUCAAAAUGGUAAUGAUCGGAUACAAUUUGGUUGGACUGCUGGUCAAUCACAUUGUUUCAACAUGUUGUGCCCUGGAUUCAUUAGGGUCAAUAAACACAUUCCGGUUGAUGCUAUUGUGAGUGGAACCUCGGAAAGAGGGAGUUCGAAAAUAGUGUGUAUGGGGCCCUUUGUUUACCAGGAUCCUAAAACAGGGCAUUGGUGGCUUCUAAUAAGGGACUCAAUCAGACCAGACAAUAUUGUUGGUUAUUGGCCACGAGAGCUAUUCACCGGUUUGGCUAACGGCGCGACUUAUAUUGCAGUUGGUGGAGAGGCAUAUAGCCCACCUGACCAGCCUCUUCCUCCCAUCGGAAACGGCUAUUAUCCGGUUGAAGAUGUUAGAUUAUCUGCAUAUUGUGCUCGUUUUGGGGUUUUAGAUGCAAAUCGUCAACAGAUUAGCCCUAAACAAACUGAAAAGUAUACCGAUAAUUGGCAUUAUGGAGUCUAUGAUAGGGAACAAUAUCCCAAAGUUGGAAGAACAAUAUUCUAUGGUGGUACUACAAUGUAA
Spinacia oleracea (spinach) is the source of this 873-nucleotide messenger RNA. RefSeq lists its product as uncharacterized. Bases 1 to 873 code for a protein of 290 amino acids. NCBI's taxonomy places the organism in Eukaryota, Viridiplantae, Streptophyta, Magnoliopsida, Caryophyllales, Amaranthaceae. The record is from RefSeq and is a predicted model, not a curated record. The transcript is spliced from 4 exons.